UCUUUAUGCGCCAAGUGCGCAAAGCCACUGGUGGUGGAAGUGCACGAUGAUGAUGAUGAUGAUGAUGAGGGAGACAUCCCCAUGAGUACGGAUGAUGGUGAUGAUGAUGGUGAUGAAGGUGCCACAGCCACCGUCCCAGACGACGUCCAACUCUCCUGCGGCCACCACUUCCACUGGGAAUGCCUGCUCGAUUCCUACGAAAUCGAAACAUGUCCCAAAUGCGGCCGAAACAUCACCACCCCAGCAGCAACAGCAGGAUCUUCCUCAUCUGCAACAACAACAACAACAACAACAGGAACCUCCUCUGACCCCCAAAUCCUCGUCAAUCUCCACAACGAAGGAGGUUUCCAAUCCCAAAUCGACAUCUUCCCCAUCCUGCAAGAAGAAUCCUAUUUGCACGCCUAUCCCGAAGAGCGCAAAUCUCGCGCCUUUCUCGAAUUCUGCAAACAAGGCGAUCAUCGCGCCAUUGCAGACUUGAUUAAAAGCUGCAACACCAACAACAACAAUAACCCAGAAGAACAACAAGAAGAAAACACCUCACCACCCGCUUCCCAUAUCCUCCGCUACCAGGACCCUCUCAAUGGGAUGCAAUCCGGUCUCCACGCCGCAGUGGCCCACGGACAUCGCGAAGUGGCCUGGCUGCUGUUAUUAUUGGCGUCAGAAUUGCCUGAAUUGGAAUUCCCUGCUGUGGUGUAUCAGGAGGCGGCGACGUUGGAGGUGAUGCGGGGGGAUCAGAGUGGGAUGGUGGAUAUUCGGAGUUUGAAAGAUGCGAGGGGUAGGACGGCGGAGGAUCUGGCGAGGGAG
Messenger RNA from Sphaerulina musiva SO2202, 804 nucleotides. RefSeq lists its product as uncharacterized. The annotation marks the transcript as partial. The record is from RefSeq and is a predicted model, not a curated record. Lineage: Eukaryota; Fungi; Ascomycota; Dothideomycetes; Mycosphaerellales; Mycosphaerellaceae. The transcript has 2 exons.